Messenger RNA from Marasmius oreades (fairy-ring Marasmius), 486 nucleotides. RefSeq lists its product as uncharacterized. Lineage: Eukaryota; Fungi; Basidiomycota; Agaricomycetes; Agaricales; Marasmiaceae. Bases 1 to 486 code for a protein of 161 amino acids. The transcript has 4 exons. The record is from RefSeq and is a predicted model, not a curated record.
AUGCCGUGUCUCAUCAAGACCGCUGUGGACCUGGACACUUCAGGAGGGUCAUUUGAGGUCAAGUUCACUUCUCGCAUGUCUACUCAUACCCUCGAGAGGGUUGUCAUUGAAAUGAGGCUUGGAGAAGGAGCAAGCGGCAUCAAAUGCAUAGUUUCGAGAGGCUCAGGUGGUGCAGGAUUUGGAAACGUUAUGGGAGGUAGAGGUAGUCCUGGUGGCAGUGGUGCAUCGUGGGCGUUCGAUUCGAAGAAAAUGACCUUGAAGUGGGAAAUAUCCGCCGUACCUCCUGCAAGCACCUGGUCUAUGCAAGGCUCAUUUACAACACCACGCGCCCCUCGCCCGUCACGGGCGAUACGAGUCCGCUUCCAGGUUCCAUCUCACACAUUUUCUGCACUCAAAGUCGAUCAGUUGAAAAUUAUAGGGGAAAAUUAUAAACCAUACAAAGGUGUCCGCGGCCGUUCGUCUGUGGACGUAGAAUGGAGAUGGUAG